CGGGACCGGCUGCGGCGCCCCCGGCAUUCGGCCCGGACCCCCCGGGCCCCCCCCCCCCCGAGUCAGGAUGAAGGACCGGCUGGAGCAGCUGAAAGCUAGACAAUUAACAGAAGAUGACGAUAGCGAAGAUGUGGAGAUCGCCAUCGAUAACACUGCUUUUAUGGACGAGUUCUUCUCUGAGAUCGAGGAGACCCGGCUCAACAUCGACAAGAUCUCCUCCAGUGUGGAGGAGGCCAAGAAGCUGUACAGCAUCAUCCUCUCAGCACCGAUCCCCGAAUCAAAAACAAAGGAUGAUCUGGAGAAGCUCACAGCAGAGAUCAAGAAAACGGCCAACAGUGUCCGCAACAGGCUGAAGAGCAUGGAGAGGCACAUCGAACAGGACGAGGUCCGGUCAUCGGCUGAUAUGCGGAUUCGAAAAUCCCAGCAUUCCGUUCUCUCCCGCAAGUUUGUGGAGGUGAUGACCAAGUACAACGAGGCGCAGGUGGACUUCCGGGAACGCAGCAAAGGGAGAAUCCAGCGACAGCUCGAAAUCACCGGCAAGAACACAACCGAUGAGGAGCUGGAGGAGAUGUUGGAGAGCGGAAACCCAGCCAUUUUCACUUCUGGAAUCAUCGACUCUCAGAUCUCGAAGCAGGCGCUCAGUGAGAUCGAGGGGAGGCACAAGGAUAUCGUGCGGCUCGAGAGCAGCAUCAAGGAGCUUCAUGAUAUGUUUGUGGACAUAGCCAUGCUGGUGGAGAACCAGGGAGCCAUGAUAGACCGCAUUGAGAACAACAUGGACCAGUCGGUGGGCUUUGUGGAGCGGGCCGUGGCUGACACCAAAAAGGCCGUGAAAUACCAGAGCGAAGCCCGAAGGACACUCCCGAUCAUUCCCUUCCGCCUCCCGAGUCUGUGGCAGAAUCCUGUCGAUCCCACUCGUGUCACCCUGUGCACUGACCAACUUGUCCUCCUCUUCCUCCUCCUCUCCCGGAACUCAGUCCAGCUCGAUCCACAUCCGGGCUUGGAUGUGGCUCCGAAUGGCUUCGCUGAGCGGAAAUGGGAAUCCAUUCGUUUGCCUCUCUCCAGCCACCCCGGGAUCCGACCUACCACUUGACGACGCCCAGAAGAGUCCAGUCCGGAUCGAUUCCGAGGGUCACCGGGUUUGGAGAGCCCCCACCCGAGAGCAGAUCGGCAUCCUUCGAACCCAUUCCCCCACCCUGCUUUUCCCUCCCCUUAGCCGUUCCGCCCCGUCUCCUGGUGUGUGAUAUUAGGUCCCCCGCUCCCUGUAGCUCUCCAGACCCUCCCAGGAUGCUGUUUUCUACCUCACGGAGCCCUCUCCUCUCAGGAAUUGUAAUAACUUGUUGGUGCACUCUCUUGGGAGACGGGAGGAAACGGACUUUGCAAGAAUCGGAAUCACUCCUCGAAACGCAAUUCGGGUCAUUCAGGUGCUCACUCUGACCUGAAGCACUCCGGGGCCGUACGGAGAUUUGGAAAUUUGAACGCCGUUCUCUGGAAAGGUCGUCUGAGGCUCAUUUCCAGGUCGGCUCUGUCGGUCGUCUCCUUCCCUUUAGGAGAGCGAAUCCAGAUUGGAUUUUUACCUCUGCAAAUAAGGUGUGUUUGUGUGGGCGUGCGUUUCCUUAUAUGCCUGUUUACCGAAGGAGGGUUGGGAGUGAUCCUUUCGCCCGAUUCCUCCUGAUUCAGCCGCAGCAGAGGCUGAAGGUGCAGGACAUUUGGGAACCUAAGCCCUGGAGAACGGCAGUUCUCCGAGAGCUGCAGUGCAGUACGAGGGCCCCACUCAAGCCAAUUCAAGGCACCAACCCAGGACCGGGAGUUGGGGGUGGCCGGCCGGGGCUUGGGGGGCGACCCCAAUUGCGGCGGAUAGGAUGGGGCCGGAGGCAGAGCUCCAUUUCCUUUCUGGGGGAUGAGCCACUCCUUUGGGAUUUUGACCCGUCGGUGUCCUCGGCGCUGCCGACGGCGUACGCUCCGGGACGAGGUUCUCGGAAAUGUCCGUGAGGCAGGAGGAAAGGAGAUCUUCGGGCAUUCCGCCGGAGAGCGGCCCCAGCCAGGCUCGGCGUGGCAGGAAAGCUGCUCUUUACAAGAGCCCUGGGGCGACUAGAUUGGGGCGACUCCCAUUGCUUUGGUGGGGGGUGUUGCGGGCGACCUUUCCUAGGGUUGCCCAAACCGGGCCUGCUUUAAGGAUAAUCUGCCCUUUGAGAUGACCCGGUCUGAGCUGGCUUCUCGGGCCGAGCGUGCUCCCUGGGGUUUGGCUAGGAAGGCGGGGGGGAUUCCGGGUCACGGGUUUUCACGCAAGGGCUUUGAGAUGGGGAUCCCAGUCCCCUCCGUCUUAUGAGGGUUUGCCCCAGAUCUGUCCGGCCCGUCGCGGACGGGAGACCGGAGGUGGGGUUUCGAGAGGGAACGUCAAGUCUGACCGGCCCUACUGGACUUCUAGAGACCCUCCCCUCGUCCACGGUGACUUGUGUAUCCUUCCUCCGCCUCCCUGAGCUGUAGCGAGGCACUCAUCACCAACGGGCUUAACUUUCGAUCCCAGCUGCUUUUUGGGUGCGGAAAGCGGGCUGCCCCGAGCAUCUCCCAGCGUAGAGAUGGAACCGCAGGGGUUUUGAAGUCUCACGUUGGAAAGGAGGCCCUGGCGGAAGCGAGGGUGGGGAAACCAACCCCAGUCAUGUGUUCGCCCCCGAAAAAUGAAGUGUUUUUGGUGCGUUUAUUUUUUUUUCUAAUGGCGAGUUGAUUAUUUUAUCGUUAAUUUAAAGAAUAAAUGAGUUUCUAUCGAUCGGGA
Molecule: messenger RNA, 2770 nt
Organism: Ornithorhynchus anatinus (platypus)
Lineage: Eukaryota; Metazoa; Chordata; Mammalia; Monotremata; Ornithorhynchidae
Gene: STX3
Product: syntaxin 3
Exons: 10
Coding region: 68-1090 (340 amino acids)
Biological process (GO): exocytic insertion of neurotransmitter receptor to postsynaptic membrane; synaptic vesicle fusion to presynaptic active zone membrane; intracellular protein transport
Cellular component (GO): postsynapse; synaptic vesicle; plasma membrane
Molecular function (GO): SNAP receptor activity; SNARE binding
Source: RefSeq, a predicted model, not a curated record